Molecule: messenger RNA, 1133 nt
Organism: Rana temporaria (common frog)
Lineage: Eukaryota; Metazoa; Chordata; Amphibia; Anura; Ranidae
Gene: SRPRB
Product: SRP receptor subunit beta
Exons: 7
Coding region: 25-843 (272 amino acids)
Biological process (GO): protein localization to organelle; intracellular protein transport; Golgi to plasma membrane protein transport
Cellular component (GO): Golgi apparatus
Molecular function (GO): GTP binding
Source: RefSeq, a predicted model, not a curated record
GUUGCGAUUUCUGUUGUACUGCGCAUGCGCUGCUGGUGGACAGCUAUGGCGGCGGUUAAGGAUGCUGGCGGUCCUCAGUGGUCUCUGGAUAUGGAAUCCAUCAGACAGGAAAUACAGAGACAAGACCCCACCGUCAUCUCUGUAAUUGUAGCACUUGUAGUUGUGCUGGUCAGCCUGGUGCUGUGGAAGUUUCUACGUCAGAGGCAAACUAGCAGAAGAGCCAUUUUACUAGUUGGCUUGUCUGAUUCUGGGAAGACUUUACUCUUCAUCCGGUUUUUAACUGGAAAAUUCAGGAAAACACAGACUUCUAUUACUGCCACGUCUGCCGUUUACAGAGGAAAAGGUGACAAGGGCUCCAGUUUUACAUUGGUUGAUAUUCCCGGCCAUGACAGCUUGAGACUUCUGUUCUUGGAGCAAUACAAGGCAGCAGCCAGGGCCAUGGUAUUUGUGGUGGACAGUUCAGCUUUCCAGCGUGAAGUUAAAGAUGUGGCAGAGUUCCUGUACCAUAUUCUAACAGAUGUUACACUGCAGAAGAAUGCCCCACCCAUACUAAUAGCCUGCAACAAGCAAGAUAUCUCUAUGGCCAAGUCGGCCAAACUGAUUCAGCAGCAACUGGAAAAGGAACUGAACACGCUACGUGUCACUCAGUCAGCUGCUCCCAGCACCCUGGAAAGCAGUAUCUCCCCAUCUAACACACAGCUUGGCAAAAAGGGCAAAGACUUUGACUUCUCCCAAGUGCCUAUGAAAGUGGAAUUCCUAGAAUGUAGCGCACGGGACAGCAAAGAGGAAGAGGGAGAUGCCAACCUCAGCAAUGUAGAGGGGUGGCUGGCCAAACUGGUGUGAUGUAUAGAUAUUCGGUGGAAAGCCAAUUAUUUGGGCGCCUUCUCUGACUGAAUCAAAAACCAAAUUUUUCUAGUCUAAACGCUGCUUUGAAACUUUUAAUGACCGCUGGACAGAAAAUGCUCAGUCAAGAGGACAGAACUACCAUGUUCAGUAUGCUGGCUUUUCCUAUUUUUGGACUUUUUUGUUGUGGGCUGAAAUAUUCCUUGUUGAAACCAGUCAGCAGCUUUUUUUUUUUUUUUUUUUUUGCUCUCCUAAUAAACUUUUCCAAAGCAGAAGUAUUAAGCAAAUGA